AUGUCUAGUGUUCUGAAAUUAUUGAUUUGUGUGGGCUUGGUUUUGACCACAACCGCCUCAACCAAAGAAAGGAGAAAAAGGACCUUGGUAGAUUUGGCUAAUCCGCUCGCUGUACCAUGGCAAUACCAGAAUAAUUGGCAACUCAGACCCACGCCAAAUGUUGGUGUUCCCCUCUAUGAUAUAUUGAGAGUAAACAACUAUGAACAGAAUGCAGGAGUUAACCCAAAUGGCCAAGUACAGCAACUCAACAUGUACUACAACGUAGAACAACCAUCCACUCAAAAUUUCAUCCCAAACAUUCAACAACAAGGCUAUAUUUAUCCAGGAGAAUAUAGAACAAUAAAUGUUGAUUCCUUAUCGAACAUACAAGAACGCCCAGUAGAUUUACAGAGCCAGCAGAGCCAACCUGGAAUAACUGGAGAUUACAGGGGUAUUCAGGAUUAUCAAAAGUUAGUAGGAAGCAUCAACAGAUAUUCUGUUCUGUCAAGCUAUCUCAACAGUCAGUCAAACCCUCAGAUCCCAAAUCAACCUAUCAGUUCUCUCCAGGAAGGUAAUUUGAACGAACAAAACAUUUUAGGUUAUAAUCCAUUGAUUAAGAAUGGUCAGGGUUUGAUUGAUGAAGGAAGGCUUUCACAGUUAUCGAAUGACUAUAGAUCUAAACAGAUCCAACAAGGAAACAUUCAACAAGGAAAUAUUCAACAAGGAAACAUUCAACAAGGAAACAUUCAACAAGGAGACAUUGAAUCGCAGUUGAGGAGCAAUGCUGGACUUAAUACUGAUUUCGGAAGGUAUACUCAAGUAUCUGAUGAAAGGCAGAAGAAUAUAAUUCAGGGAGGACUCUUAGGAAACAGCAAUGAAGGAUUAAGCUCACAGUUGUUGAGGAGUGAGAUUUCUAGGCAAGUUCUCCAAGGUAACAACCAACAGCAAGAUGUUAACCAAAACGUGAAGCAGUUCAUAAUUAAUGCAGAAGACAUCUCUGAUAUUGGAAGCUCAAAUCAAGUACUAAAUGAAAGACAGAAGAAUGGAAUUCAGGUAAGACCUUCUGGACAAAUCAGUAAUAACCUCAAUGCACAGCUGUUGAGUAAUGAAAGGUCUAAGCAAGUUCUUCAAGGUAACAUCCAACAAAGAGAUGUCAACAACAAUUUACAGCAAUUUGGGUUUAAUGCAGAUUCAAAUCUUGGUUUGAGAUAUAAUAAGCAAGUGCCUACUGGAAGCCUAAGAAAUGGUGGUUAUCUUCAAGAAACAGCACAAGCUUCAAGACAGAGAAUUAUUGACCAGCUCAGGCAGAAUGAGGUUCAACAAAACCAAGGCAAACUUUUAGGUGGACUUGCCCAACAACAAUUGGGUUCUAACCAAGGGAAGAUUUUGGGUGAACUUGCACAACAACAGUUGAGUUCUAACCAAGGAAAACUUUUGGGUGAACUUGCCCAACAACAGUUGAGUUCUAACCAAGGACAACUUCAGGGUGAACUUGCACAACAACAGUUGAGUUCUAACCAAGGAAAACUUUUGGGCGAACUUGCACAACAACAAUUACGUUCUAACCAAGAUAGGCAGCAAGCAAUUCAGGCAUCUCUUAAAGAUACACAAGCAGAUUCUGGAGCAUCAGUGAACGCCAAUCAACCUCAAGCUCAACCUCUCGGUCCAGGUCGUUACACUUACAGUGAAUUGAGUGGUAAAAUUAUGAAAGUCCUACAAUCCAACCCUUCAAUGAUGUCAAACUUUGGUGAUCUCGUCGACCAAUUGCUCAAUGGUUCUGGAAACCCUCAGAUAAAGCUUCUCAAGAAUUUGUUGCAAGAAAUUGGUAAAUACACAGUAGGCGCUCAGGAUACCAGGCAGUCUUCUCAACAACAAGGUGCCCAGAAUCCACUGGUGAGGAAUCUCAUUGAGGUUAUGAACAAAAGCGGAGUCAACCAAAACAAUUUGCUUUCGAAAGGAGGUAGAUGGAGGUAUUGAUUUAACAUAGAUCUCAAGAAAUAAAUUAACGCUUUGCGUUGAAUUGUUGCUGUUAUGAUUCGGUUCGUUUGAAUUUUAUAAAUUUUAUUUUGUGA
Messenger RNA from Harmonia axyridis, 2051 nucleotides. RefSeq lists its product as uncharacterized. The record is from RefSeq and is a predicted model, not a curated record. The transcript has 3 exons. Lineage: Eukaryota; Metazoa; Arthropoda; Insecta; Coleoptera; Coccinellidae. The coding region runs from base 1 to 1956 and encodes 651 amino acids.